Molecule: messenger RNA, 449 nt
Organism: Prorocentrum cordatum
Lineage: Eukaryota; Dinophyceae; Prorocentrales; Prorocentraceae
Source: the annotation of a GenBank genome assembly
GGUGGCCGAGGGCCAGAUCCCCACCGUGGCGGGCGCGGGCAACCGCACGGGCGUCCCCGCUGGCGGCGUCGGGCCGGCGGCCCUCGCGUCCAGGUCCGCGCGGGUACGCAGCAUGUGGUGCGCGCGGGCACGCGUGGGGCUGCACGAAGCGAACAAGGCGCGCCCGCCUCGUCGAGGCGAGCGCGGCGUACCUGGACCUGCUGGCCAGGUCAGGGCCGGUCCCCCCCCCCUGGUCCCCAACGCGGCGUACCUGGACCUGCUGGUGAGGAACAGCCGCCUGGUCCCCAACGCGGCGUACCUGGAGCUGCUGGUGGCCCGCCCGAGCGAGGCGAGCGCGGCUCACCUGGACCUGCUGGUGAGGGACGGCCGCAAGGACCGGCCCGCGCGAGGGCAGGCCCGCCGCUCGGCCUGGCGCGCGGCCUGGCGCGCUACGGGCUGACAGGGGAGGA